AUGUUGAAAAACCCCGGAGCAGUUUUGGUUUUCAAGCCUAACACAAAGAGGGAGGAAGGAAGAAAAACGCAGCUGUCGAAUAUACAGGCGAGUCGGGCAGUUAGCGAAAUUGUGAAGACAACACUAGGCCCUAUGGCAAUGUUGAAAAUGAUGCUUGAUCCGUUGGGGGGAAUAAUAAUAACUAAUGAUGGCAAUUCAAUUUUAAGAGAAGUGGAUGUAGCUCACCCAGCAGCAAAAUCGCUGAUAGAAUUAAGUAGAUCUCAGGAUGAAGAAGUAGGAGAUGGAACAACAUCGGUAGUGAUAUUAUCAGGUGAGUUACUAAACAUAGCGGAAGCAUUUCUAAAGCAGAAGAUACAUCCAACAAUUAUAGUAAAUUGUUAUAUGAAUGCUUUAAAUUGUAGUUUAAAAUAUUUAGAAGAAAUUGCAAUUGAGGUAGAUGUAAAUGAUGAAGGGAAUCUAUUAAAAGCUAUAGAUUCAUGUUUAAGUACAAAAUUUGUUAGUCGUUAUAACAGUAUUAUUAGUAAAUUAGCAUUAGAAGCAACUCAGUGUGUUAAGAUAGAAAACAUAAUGGGUAAAAAAGAAAUAGAUAUAAAAAGAUAUGCAAAGGUGGAAAAAAUACCUGGAGGAGAAAUAACAGACAGUUAUGUACUAAAGGGUGUAAUGAUAAAUAAAGAUAUUACACAUCCAAAAAUGAGAAGGUAUAUUAAGAAUCCACGUAUAUUAUUACUAGAUUGCACAUUAGAAUAUAAAAAAGCAGAAAGUCAAACAAACGUAGAAAUAUUGGAUGAAAAUACAUGGAAUCAAUUACUUUUACAGGAAGAAAUAGAAGUUAAAAAGUUUUGUGAAUAUAUAAUUGAUAGUAAAUGCGAUGUAGUAAUAACAGAAAAAGGUGUAUCUGAUUUAGCUCAACAUUUUCUUGUUAAAAAGAAUAUAAGUGUUAUUAGGAGAGUAAGAAAAACAGAUUUGAAUAGAUUAGAAAGGAUUAGUGGUGCUACAAUUGUUAACAGAUGUGAUGAAAUUGUUGAGAGUGAUAUUGGUACACAAUGUGGUUUAUUUGAAGUUAAAAAAAUUGGAGAUGAUUACUAUUCCUUUUUUGUUGAAUGUGAAAAUCCUCGUGCAUGUACUAUUUUACUUAGAGGAUCAACUAAAGAUGUGUUAAACGAAAUAGAAAGGAAUUUACAUGAUGGUAUGAAUGUAGCUAAAAAUAUAAUCAUAGAAGGGAAAUUAUUAUAUGGUGGUGGAUGUACAGAAAUGCGAGUUGCUCAACAUCUACUUAAAGAAGCAAACCAUUUUGAUGAUUCAAGAAAAAGCAUAACAGAAGCAGUUGCUACAGCCCUUGAAAUUAUUCCAAAAAUUUUAGCACAAAACAGUGGAGCUAAUGUAGUAAAGACUAUAAACAUGUUAAGGAUAAAACAUGAAAAUAUUGAUGGAGAGAAGUAUGGAAUAGAUGGUAUUACAGGUGAUAUUAUUGAUGUAUCGACAAAAAAUAUUUGGGAUUUACUUUCUGUAAAGAAGCAAAUAUACAAAAGUGCAAUUGAAGCUGCUGCCAUGAUUCUUCGAAUUGACGAUGUGGUUAGCGGAAUAGGAAAGGAGGAUAAGAUUCAGAAGCCCGUUCAGAAUGAGUUCGAUUAG
Messenger RNA from Plasmodium malariae, 1632 nucleotides. Its product is annotated as T-complex protein 1 subunit gamma, putative. The transcript is spliced from 2 exons. Gene Ontology annotation, molecular function: ATP-dependent protein folding chaperone; ATP hydrolysis activity; ATP binding. Lineage: Eukaryota; Apicomplexa; Aconoidasida; Haemosporida; Plasmodiidae. The record is from RefSeq and is a predicted model, not a curated record. Gene Ontology annotation, biological process: protein folding. Bases 1 to 1632 code for a protein of 543 amino acids. Gene Ontology annotation, cellular component: chaperonin-containing T-complex.